Molecule: messenger RNA, 3902 nt
Organism: Pleuronectes platessa (European plaice)
Lineage: Eukaryota; Metazoa; Chordata; Actinopteri; Pleuronectiformes; Pleuronectidae
Exons: 24
Coding region: 199-2853 (884 amino acids)
Biological process (GO): RNA processing
Cellular component (GO): nucleus
Molecular function (GO): RNA binding
Source: RefSeq, a predicted model, not a curated record
UCAACCAUCUCAUUUAAAAGUAGUGCGAGUGAAUAUGUAGGAGCGGUGAAGCAGCCUCGUCGCUGAAGGAGGCGUCCUCUCUACCGGAACUCCAGUCGGACAUCACGCCUCCUGGCAGAUUUCGUGUUGUGAUACAAACACAUCGUCGUCGCAGCCCAAAAAAAUGGUGAAGCAGUAGCAUGACACACGUUUUUGAGAAUGGCAGAUAAAAAGGGAAAAACUGUGAUCAAAACAAGGAAAGAGCAAGAAAAGAUUAAGAAAAAGGAGGAAGAAAAAGCAGCCGAGGUUUUUGAGGAGUUCUUGGCCUCGUUUGAGACGAACCAGAAAAGCGGAGUAAAGACUUUUGUCCGCGGUGGUAUCGUGAAUGCAACUAAAGAGGAGGAAGCAGCAGAGGUCAAGAAAAAUAAGCUGUAUCGACCUCCGACAAAGUUUGUCCCUGGGUCCCAGAAUGUCUCCCCAGUAUCAUCCUCUGAAAGCAGAAAGGCUACAUUUAAAAGAAGGACAGAUGAAAAGAAGAAGAGUAAUCUCGAACUUUUCAAAGAGGAACUUAAGCUAAUACAAGAAGAACGUGAGGAAAGGCAUAAAAGGAAGACAAAUGACCCUGGCACAGGAGGAGGAGGUGUUGGAGGUGGAGGAGGAGCAUAUGGCGAUCUGGAUAUACCAUUAUCAGGUCGAUCAACUUUAUAUGAUGACCUGACUGUGCCAACCACCACUAACCUCUACAUCAGCUGCAUUAGCCCAAAGAUGAAUGAGGAGUUGCUGUGCAAAGAGUUUGGUAAGUAUGGUCCCCUAGCCAGUGUGAAGAUAAUGUGGCCCCGCACUGAUGAGGAGCGCAACAGGACCUCCAACAGAGCCUUUGUAGCGUUCAUGACACGGAAAGAUGCAGAGCGAGCCCUGGCUUCACUUGAUGGUAAAACGAUUAUGGGUUUUGAAAUGAAGCUGGGGUGGGGAAAACCAGCUCGCAUUCCACCUCAGCCUCUCUACACACCGGUGGGGGUGAGGGCCACGCCGCCUCCCCCUUCCGGUCUGCCUUUCAAUGCCCAGCCGAGGGGUCGCUUCCGCAAUGACUUCACUAAGCCACUGGGCGUGUCCAAAGGGGAGCUUGACAAGACUCUGUCCGAAGCCGUAGUCAAAGUGGUUAUCCCAACCGAAAGGAAUCUAUUAUUACUUAUUCACAGGAUGAUAGAGUUUGUGGUGCGUGAAGGACCUGUCUUUGAAGCCAUAAUAAUGAACAAGGAGAAAAACAAUACAGAGUACAAGUUCCUUUUUGACAACAAAAGCCAAGAUCAUGUGUACUACCGCUGGAAGCUGUUCUCCAUUCUCCAGGGUGAGUCCCCGACAGAGUGGAGAACCACAGAUUUCCGUUUGUUUCGAGGAGGCUCCUUGUGGAGGCCCCCUGUCCUAAACAACUACUCUCAGGAGGAAGAGGGGACAGAAGCGGAGGAGGAAGCUUCUCCUGAGGAGGAGGUGAAGAAAGGGCAGCUCAGAAAUGAGCACAGGCUGAGACUGGAGAUGUUGCUUAAAGAGCUCACUCCAAGUCGAGAAGAUAUAGCCAGCGCCAUGCUGUUCUCUCUUGAGCGGGCAGAUGCAGCAGAGGAAGUAGUGGGACUCAUCGCUGAAUCUUUUGCUUUGCUUCAGACGCCCCUUCAGAAGAAGAUUGCCAGAUUGUAUCUCGUGUCAGACAUCUUACAUAACUCGUGUGCCAAAGUCGCUGGUGCAUCAUAUUAUAGGAAAUAUUUUGAAACAAACCUAACCCAGAUAUUUGCAGACCUUAAUGCAGCACACAGAAAUAUACAAGCCAGGCUGCAGGCUGAGCAGUUUAAGCAAAAGGUCAUGAGUUGUUUUAGAGCAUGGGAAGACUGGGCCAUAUACCCCGAGCCUUAUCUCAUCCACCUUCAAAACAUCUUUCUGGGUUUUGCCAAAGCUGUGGAAGAGCUGCCGGAGACAGUAGAGAAAUCAUCCUUUGAGCUGGAUGGUGCGCCCAUGGACAACGCACCACUAGAUGGGUUACCAUUGGACCGAGCUCCUGUGGACGACCUGGACGGCUGCCCCAUGGGCUGGGACCCUCUGGAUGGAGUCCCUGCCGAUGACUUAGAUGGCGUUCCUUUAGGAGCCGUUGUGGAUGACAUCGAUGGAAUGCCCUUGGAUGAAGGCAACGCUCCCCUCUCCAUAGUGCCUUUGUCUAAGUGGGAGAAGACGAGUGAUACCGGGACUUUUUCUGACGCAAAGGCCAAGUCUAAGUGGGACACCGUGGCGGAGCAAGACGGUGAAGAUGAAGUGAAUGUCAGCGUCAAGUCGCAGGACGUGGAGGAGGAUUCAGAGAGUGACAGCACUGAUGAAGACUCCGGCAGUUCAUCAAAAUAUGAAAGUGCAGACUUCCAGAGCUCCCUCCGAAGUUUUCAGAUGUCUGAGAGCAAACGUAAGAGGUUGAGAGAGCUGGAGGUGAAGGUUGUGAAGUUCCAAGAUGAGCUGGAAUCUGGCAAGAGGCAGAGAAAGUCUGGAAUGAACAUACUACAACAAGUGGAGCACUACAGAAACAAACUGCUGCAGAAGGAGUUUGAGAAAGAUGAAGAAAAGACAGAGAGAUCAUCGUCGAAGUCCAAAGACAGGUCAAAAGAGGACAGAAGGGACAAAGACCGGAGCAAAAGAAGUGAAGAUGGAGACAGAAAACAAGGACGGAGUCGAGAUCCUGAUGACAAGCCUCAUAAAUCGAGGAGUAUCUCUCCUCUAAGGAAUAGGUCUCCUAAACGAUCCAAACGUUCCCGAUCACCGUCUCCUGUCCGAAAGGCAGGAAAGUCCAGAUCACGGUCACCUCAUCGCUCCCACAAGAAGACGAAGAAGAGCAAACAUUGACUCUCAGCUCGGGACCUUGACCUCCAUUCGCUUGCUUGUGUCCAUGGGUUGGACGCUGCCCCCUCGCAGCGCUCCUUAAACAGACGGACACUUCAGUACGCUGAAUCCUGACUUACACUAUCCAUGCAAGAUUCAGCGACCUUUUUGUAUCAGUUUGAACACUGUAACUAAUUAAAUAUAUUUUGUUUUAAUGUUUGUUUUUAAAAUGUCAACAAGAAAUAUCGCUGCAAAGAUCCGACACGAAAAUAAAUCACCUUCGGUGAUGAACAGUGUGUGUGUCUGGAGGAAAUGAUUGAUAGGGCCAGGUAUCAAAUUAGUGCUCUACUGAAUUGAUUUUCAAGGUUACACCAAAAGCUUAACCAGCAGUUUGUGUGGAUUUUUAUUGAGGAAAUUAAGAGAGCAUCAUUUGGUUGUUUACAAAAGCAGUAAGUAAGCAAUGUUACAUAGUAAAUUUACAGUACUAUUUUAUAUAAUGAAAUGUGCUUUCAUUGGUCAAAGAAAUGUAUCAAAAGUAUUUCAGAACCAGUACUCGCUGAAAAAAACCUAUGAUACCCAGCCCUGAUCAGUUGGAACCGUGUACAGAUGUCCUGUAUCAAAUACUGUAUUUACUGUGAUCCGCUGAAAUGUUUCUUACUUGAGGACAGCUUCAAUUUUGAAAAGCGAUCUAGAUUUCUUAGGCACAAAUAGUUUGUAAAUGACAUUUCAAACCACUUUGCUCUCAAGACAAAUGGUUACAUCUGUUAACACAAAGACGCAUUAAAAUUUGAGACGGACAUUAGGACAGUGUCUUGCAAUUGUUAGGAGUUAAUUUCUCUGAAAUGUGGAAGCAAAAACAGACUAGUAAGGUGGCCAUACUAUUGAAAAUAGCUUUCUAGCUACACUUAGUCUCCAUACAGCUAUAACCUUACACAUCUGAACAGGUUUCGUUUCAGCUCAAACCACACAGACAGUUGGCAUUCAGGCCGAGUCUCCUUUUUCUUAAUGCCAAAACCAUUCACAGUUGCUUGGUAUUAAAAAAUAAAAAACAGAAAUGUGACAGGGAAACACAA